GUGAUUGGUUGAUCGUUUGCUUCGUUUAGCGUUUGCUUUUCGUGAGCUCUACGCUUGGCUGGAGGUGUGUGUAAGCUCGUGUGGCUUUUUAUAUUUUGUGGUAGAUCUAUUUAUUGUGACAGAAAAAGAUACUUAACAAUGUCGUCAAAAACGAAAAAGACUGUAACAUCGUCGUCUAAUAUAAGUGUGGUGUCUUCUGUGCAAAGCCCGCAGCAGUCGAGCACUCCUGUGGGAAGCCGCCCUUCUAGUUCAGCCGGCCGGCCGAAUAGCCCACUUAGCCCUACUCGACACAGUCGUCUUCAAGAGAAGGAUGCUCUUCAAAACCUCAACGACCGCUUGGCAGCGUAUAUUGAUAAAGUAAGGCAGCUAGAAAGCGAGAAUUCUGGUCUGCGUCGGGAGAUUCAAACCACUCAGGAGGUCGUGACACGCGAGGUCUCCAAUAUCAAGGGGAUUUACGAGCACGAAUUACAAGACGCCCGGAAGCUUUUAGAUGACACAUCGCGUGAGAAAGCUAAGUUGGAAAUUGAUCUGAAGAGGUUAUACGAGGAGAAUGAUGAUCUAAAGAAACGCUUGGACAAGAAGACUAAAGAUUGUCAACAAGCCGAGAACUUGGCGCGUCAUUAUGAGACGCGUUACGCUGAAGAGAGUAACAAGUACAACACAGCUCUUGCGGACAAGAAGAAAGCACAAGAUGAAGCCAGGGAGCUGGGCAAAGAGUUGGAGAAGUUGCGUAAGGUGUACGCAGACACUCGUAAGACCUUGGAAGAGGAGAUGCUGUGCCGCAUUGACAUGGAGAACACCGUACAGAGCCUGCGCGAAGAGCUCUCUUUCAAGGACCAGGUGUUCCAACAGGAGCUGCAGGAAACUCGCACCAGGCGCCAAGUGGAGAUCUCCGAAAUCGAUGGUCGUCUGGCUCAGCAGUACGAAGCUAAGUUACAGCAAAGUCUCCAAGAGCUGCGCGAGCAGCAGGAGGCUAACAUCAAAGCCAACCGCGACGACAUCGAAGCUCUCUAUGAAAACAAGAUGAAGAAUCUUCAAACCGCUGCAAAUCGCAACAGCACGGCAGCCACUGUAGCAGUAGAGGAGUUGCGCACCAUGCGCACGCGCAUUGACACCCUCAAUUCUACCCUCAAUGAGCUGGAGAACAAGAACGCCGCACUUAGCAACCGUUGCCGCGAGCUGGAGCGGCAGCUGGAGUCUGAGCGCGCGCGUCACGCGGAGGACCUGGCGUCGCUGGAGCAGGAGCUGGCGCGUCUGCGGGACGAGAUGGCCGCGCAGCUGCGCGAGUACGCCACGCUCAUGGACAUCAAGAUCUCACUCGACUACGAGAUCGCCACCUACCGCGCGCUGCUCGAGGGCGAAGAGGAUAGGUUAAACCUGACGACGCAGUCCCCGGGGCGCGAGUCCCGCGCGUCGGGCGCGGCGUCAGUGAGCGGCGGGCGCGGCACCCCCGCGCGCCGCAACACGCCGCUGCGCGCCGCCCGCAAGCGCACGCUGCUGGACGAGACCGAGGAGCGCAGCCUCAACGACUACAGCGUCACCUCCAGCGCCAAGGGGGACCUCGAGGUCGCCGAGGCCUGCCCCGACGGCGGCUUCGUCAAGAUCAGGAACAAGGGCAAGAAGGAGCUGAGCCUUGGUGGAUACCAAAUCGUCCGCAAGGCUGGUGAUCAAGAGACCUUGUUCAAGUUCCAUCGCACAGUAAAGUUAGAGCCCGGUGCAGUAGCUACCGUGUGGUCGGCCGACUCCGGUGUGGACCACGACCCACCACGCGACAUUGUCAUGAAAGGCCAAAAAUGGUUCGUUGCCGACUCGUUCACAACCACUCUGCUGAACACCGAACAAGAAGAGGUUGCGGUCUCGGAAAGACAGCGGAGACAAAUCAGUACAAGCGCACAGCGACACCGCGAACUCGCGCAUAAAUAUCCUCGUCGUGAACAGCUUGGUGAACUUCGUGAGGGAGAAGAGAACUGUCGUAUAAUGUAACCAAAGCCUCGUGGAUCCAGAGUCGGCUAGGCCGUACUCCACAAUUCGGUGCCUCAAGCUUCACCAGGAGCUAUGGUCUCUGCCCUGUGGGCAAUUUCAACAUAACGUAACAACAGUUCAAUACACAGGUUUUCAUUUCUACACCAAUAGAAAACAUUUUACUUUUGAUGAAAUUCAUAGUAAAAGUAAUUUUCUACUUAAUACUGAAUUAGAUAAAAAGUCUUUAUUAAUGUUAAAGAAUGCAGUUGCUAUAUGUAAAGUUGGUGCAGUCGUGAAUAAACUUUAAAUAUUGUCUAAAAGGCAUAUAGCUAAAACCUAGUAGGCACAAAUUGUGUAUGAAACAUUAUGUUGAAUAAAGUUUUAAGACUGUUUAAUUAAAUUGCCAGAUGUAAUGAAUACACAGAAACCGACAAAUCGCCAUUAAAUAAAUUUAUACUGGUUGUAUAAAACAUUUGCUAUGUGCCUUUUAGACAUUUGACUGAACUUUAAAUGCCUUAUAUGUAUUUGUCUAAACUCCGAAGGUUUAUGUUUCGUUUUGUCUCUGGUCAAAGUAUAAAUAAGUCUAAAGCACUGUAUCCUGUGGCUUUCUGUAAUUUAAAAUAUAAGCAGUGAACAAAGUACAAAAAAUCCGUUCACUUAUUGGUGAGGCAAUUGGAAUCCUUCAAAGACAAACAUGAACACAACGCACAACAAAAGCAAAUAGUUUUAAAUUUGAAAGAGUUGCUAAAAUUUUUAUUGCAAAAUAAUUAGAUUACUUUUAAAAAAUCACAUCGUUCUUUGGGGGAUUACAAUUUCUAGGGGGUAAGUAUAGAAUUAAAGUUGUUUAUUUUCUCCCACCCUCUUCAUUGAAUUAGUUAUUAAGAAAUUUAUAUCCAUAAAAUAAUUUAAAUAUCCUUCAGAUAACGAGUUCAUUCAAUAAUUGUAGAUUAAAUCUACUAAUAAUAUCAUUAUUCUUAGUGACCUUGGACUAGAUAAAUCACUGUUUAGGUUAAGUUUUAGUUGACUAUCACAAACAAACGAUGGCGAUUUAGAUUAAGCGUUUGUAUAGGCAUCCAUUGUAUUUUACGAAUUCAACAAAUUAGGGAUGCUGUAAUGAUAAAUAUAUUUUGUUUGGAGUUGUGCCGAGUCCAUAGAAAUAAAAUUGCAAUAAAAAAGGAACUCUAGAA
Molecule: messenger RNA, 3149 nt
Organism: Trichoplusia ni (cabbage looper)
Lineage: Eukaryota; Metazoa; Arthropoda; Insecta; Lepidoptera; Noctuidae
Product: lamin-C-like
Exons: 10
Coding region: 139-1983 (614 amino acids)
Source: RefSeq, a predicted model, not a curated record